ACGGCAAUCCAGGCAUAAUUGACAUGAAAUGAUACCUAAGUAAACAAAGACCCGUGAUAGAAAGCAGCUGCCUAACCUGGGAUAAUUUUUGAUCAACCAACAACAGACCAAAUCACUGGUGAUAAAUCAUCGUUACCAAGAAACGCCUGCUUAACAUCUCGUUAUGGCGUCAAGGAAACCCAUCGUUCUCCGCGUAGGAGAGGACAUUAAGUACAAUCAUGAUUUUUAUAACAAUGUCUUUACUAAAAGAUUUGACGUGGUUGCAAACGAAGAGCCUGAUAGAGAGUCUUUCAUCAAAGCACUAAAAGAGAACAAAUAUGGCCAGUUCUCGGCAAUAUAUCGUCCACAUUUCCAGACGGGUGGUGAGAUGGGUCAAUGGGAUGAAGAACUCAUAUCACUUCUGCCACCCUCAGUCCGGAUCUUUGCGUCGGCUGGUGCAGGCUUUAAUUGGGCUGAUGUUGAUGCUCUUGGUCGCCGUCGCAUCUGGUACGCCAACGGCGCCGGCGCCAGCGAUGAAGCCGUCUCCGACACUGCUCUGUUCAUGAUCCUUUCUGUAUUCCGAAACUUCUGGCUUUCUCAGCGUGGUGCACGUACCUGUGAUCCAGCGGAGUUCCAAAGGAUGCACAAACUGAUCGCGACCAUCUCUUACAAUCCCCGAGGCCACAUUCUCGGUAUUGUCGGUCUUGGUAACAUCAGCAAAUUAGUGGCCCGCAAAGCAGGCUUGGCUCUGGGUAUGAAGAUUCACUAUUACGACGUGGUUCGUUCACCACCAGAAGUUGAGGAAGAGCUCCAAGCGACAUAUCAUUCAUCUCUCCACGAGCUAUUGGGCAUCGCCGAUUGUGUCACUCUACAUACCCCGCUCAACGCUCAUACUCAAGAUCUCAUCAACAAAGAAGCAUUCGCUGCGAUGAAAGAUGGUACAAGGCUUGUCAACACGGCUAGAGGUCAAAUUGUCAAUGAGGAUGCGCUGAUCGAAGCGCUGAAGAGUGGCAAGAUCUCAGCUGCCGGUUUAGAUGUUCAUUACCACGAACCUCAAGUCUCGAAGGAACUUGCAGCUAUGGAUAACGUCACACUAACUUGUCAUAAUGGAGGAGCAGCUAUUACGACUAGAAUUAAUUUUGAGCUAAUGGCUAUGGAAAAUAUUCUGAGGGUAGUGGAUGAGAAUGGGGAGUUUUGUGGCGAGCCGACUACGGCAGUGAACCGCGAGGCCUUUGAACGGGCUUCUUCAUAAGAUUGCCU
Messenger RNA from Fusarium redolens, 1239 nucleotides. RefSeq lists its product as uncharacterized. NCBI's taxonomy places the organism in Eukaryota, Fungi, Ascomycota, Sordariomycetes, Hypocreales, Nectriaceae. Gene Ontology annotation, cellular component: cytosol. The transcript has 2 exons. Gene Ontology annotation, molecular function: hydroxypyruvate reductase [NAD(P)H] activity; glyoxylate reductase (NADPH) activity; NAD binding. The record is from RefSeq and is a predicted model, not a curated record. Bases 164 to 1231 code for a protein of 355 amino acids.